UCGCCCCGGAGCGUCCCGAGCCGGCGCGGGCAUGGCCGCGGCAUGAGCGAGGACCCGCCGCCAGAGCCGGAGGACAAGACGGCGUCUGUGCCCCCGGCGGGAGCCAUGCCGGAGAAGCGCCCGGGCGCGCAGGCCGCCGGCGGCAUCUCGCUACAAGGCUUUGGCAGACCAAGUGUAUACCAUGCUGCUAUUGUCAUCUUCCUAGAAUUCUUUGCGUGGGGCUUGUUGACAACUCCGAUGUUAACUGUUCUACAUGAAACAUUUCCUCAACACACAUUCCUCAUGAAUGGUCUCAUUCAAGGUGUGAAGGGCCUGCUAUCUUUUCUGAGUGCCCCCCUCAUAGGCGCUCUGUCUGAUGUUUGGGGGAGGAAACCCUUCCUCCUAGGCACUGUGUUCUUCACCUGCUUCCCAAUUCCACUGAUGAGGAUCAGCCCGUGGUGGUAUUUUGCAAUGAUCUCUGUGUCUGGAGUCUUCUCGGUCACAUUCUCUGUGAUAUUUGCCUAUGUAGCUGAUGUCACUCAAGAACACGAGCGAAGUACUGCGUAUGGAUGGGUCUCAGCCACCUUUGCAGCCAGUCUGGUCAGCAGCCCAGCCAUUGGAGCAUACCUUUCAGCCAGUUACGGAGACAGCCUCGUUGUGCUGGUGGCCACAGUGGUGGCUCUUCUGGACAUCUGCUUCAUCCUACUGGCUGUUCCAGAAUCUCUAUCAGAGAAAAUGAGACCGCUUUCCUGGGGAGCUAAGAUUUCUUGGAAACAAGCAGACCCUUUUGCGUCACUGAAGAAAGUUGGAAAAGAUUCUACCGUCUUACUAAUUUGUAUCACCGUGUUUCUUUCAUACCUUCCUGAAGCUGGACAAUAUUCAAGUUUUUUUCUCUAUCUCAGACAGGUCAUAGGUUUUGGAUCUGUUAAGAUUGCAGCAUUCAUAGCUAUGGUAGGCAUUCUGUCUAUUGUAGCUCAGACAGUCUUUCUUACCAUCUUGAUGAGAUCAUUAGGGAAUAAGAAUACUGUCCUCCUUGGCUUGGGCUUCCAGAUAUUUCAGUUAGCCUGGUAUGGUUUUGGAUCUCAGGCCUGGAUGAUGUGGGCAGCGGGGACCGUGGCCGCCAUGUCCAGCAUCACAUUUCCAGCAGUCAGUGCGCUUGUCUCUCGGAAUGCAGAGUCAGAUCAGCAAGGAGUUGCCCAGGGGAUCAUAACUGGAAUAAGAGGACUGUGUAAUGGCCUGGGGCCAGCACUGUAUGGCUUCAUAUUCUACAUGUUCCAUGUUGAACUGACAGAGUUAGAACCAGAACUGAAUUCUGACAAUGCUGCCCUGCAGGGAGCUGUCAUCCCAGGCCCACCAUUUUUAUUUGGGGCAUGUAUAGUUCUUAUGUCUUUCCUGGUUGCCUUAUUCAUCCCUGAAUACCGUAAAGGCAGUGGAAUUCAAAAACAUAGCAACAGCAUCAGCGGCAGCCUGAUCAAUACCCCAGAGCGGGGCAGUGAUGAGGACAUUGAGCCACUACUGCAAGACAACAGCAUCUGGGAGCUCUCUUCCUUCGAGGAGUCUGGGAAUCAGUGCACUGAGCUGUAAACUUGGCAGAAAGGGGGGUUCUGCACACACCUUCUCUCAGAGCCGUGGGGAGCCACACCACAAGGAGACUUCAUGGUGCUGGAGGGGAGAUGCUAGUGGCAUCCUACAGGGCCAGGUUUGAGAAGUGACCCUCUCCAUCCCUCCACCUCUUCCUUUUUGUUGCUGUUGUACAUUAGAACAAGAUUUGAAGUACUUUCCUGCAAAUGUUUCAACUCUCAAAGUCACCUGGAGUCCAAACUUUGAAACUCAAAUAUAAAGAUUCCUUAUCCCUGGUAGGAUGGCUUUCCUUGAGUAACUCUGGAAGAAGGUGAUAGCAGUUUUUCCAUCUCCUUUUUAGCGGAAGGUGCAGGGUGGAAGUGGACUGCCAUCUCUGGCAAGAUUUGAAGUAAAAAAAAAAUCCCUGCUUAUUUUCUUCCUUCCUGUUUCUCUCCUCUGCCCGCUGAGCCCAUGGGUGUUUAUGAGUGGCCGCUCCAAGAGUCACUCAGUAUCAGGGAUCUCUUGCCUUUGUUCAAAGGUCAACAAAACCCGAGUCUUACUCUCCUUUCCUUCUAUUUCCUAUUCUUGGCUAGAAUGAAAUUCAGCAUAUACACCUCUGGACAUGAAUAUCGAUCAGUGAUCACCUUUAUUAGAUAAAGGGAAAUUUUCUUAAAAAUUUAAAUUCUGAAGAAUGAGCAACUCAGAUCACUGGACCUGUUUUAGUCAGAUCCAAGGUGAUUUUACGGAAGAACACACAAGUAUUCUGGUAGUAACACAGAACUUGAAGGGAGUUUCUAAGAAAGCUUUCAGUAAUAUAAAUAUUCCUAAGUGGGGGUAAGCAUUAGUGACUGAAACCAAUAAAGUUUAUAUCCAAGUUAAGAUUCAUAGAACACACUAUUAGCAUCUGCUCCUGGCUGCAUCUUCUGUCUCCUCAGUUCUUCCUGUUCAUCUCACUCCUGCCUUAACUGCUUUGUUGUAUGCAUCUGUUUUCAAUUGGUCUUUUUGUUUAUCUGACUUUUGAAUUUCAUGGGAAUAUGCACAUCAGAUUCUUUUCUAAAAUAUGGUGGUUUAGGAAGCUCAGUUUCACAAUAAGUGUCUUGCUAAUUUUUCGAGAUGUUUUAUGGACAGAAAACUUUACAGAUUUAUAUGUAUUUUGCUGCACCAGUAUGGACCAUUAAUUAGGGCCCACCCACCUUUAACAGAGCACUCCUCUGGAAGUUUUAUAGGUAUGAAAUAUAUGUAGAUAUUUGUAAGGAGUUUUAAUUUUUUUUGAUGGGGUGCUGUGUAAAUCUUGUAUUUAUAAAUGUAAUGAAGGUGUUGAAAGAAAAAUAUAUAUACAACUUUUAUAAAAGGAUUGUGUACUGACUGAAUACAUUUAAAAGAAAAUAUAUUUUGAAACCUGUUCUGCUAUGAACAGAGAUAACAUAUCUUUUUACUAUGCUGUUGGUUUUUAAGUUAAGCUUCCUAAUGCAUAAUAAAUUUGCAAUGGAUACUUCUA
This is a messenger RNA of Canis lupus familiaris (dog), 3037 nucleotides long. RefSeq names its product major facilitator superfamily domain containing 14B (gene SLC71A2). NCBI's taxonomy places the organism in Eukaryota, Metazoa, Chordata, Mammalia, Carnivora, Canidae. Gene Ontology annotation, molecular function: transmembrane transporter activity. The record is from RefSeq and is a predicted model, not a curated record. Gene Ontology annotation, cellular component: membrane. The transcript has 12 exons. Bases 43 to 1563 code for a protein of 506 amino acids. Gene Ontology annotation, biological process: transmembrane transport.